CGUGCGGAAUGGACCUGGAUGACCUUUAAUUCCCAGUAGUUAAACGGCUGAAGAUUGGAAGCUUUCCAGCAAAAUACCACUCUAGAGUCUUCUGGGUUUGGGUAUGCGUGAUGGUACAAUUCUUUUUGAGUCCUUGACAUACUAAGUUGACCACAAUCUUGAUGGUUUUUCAAAAGAUUGCGGGGUGUUUCACUACGGAGAUUUCCAGAUGUUCCAUGCAAAUAACGCUGGAGAAAGGACCAGUGGGCCCCCCCCUUGUCGUCAAAGAUGAUUUCGGAACAGUCAUCCUUUCGAUUUUGUGUAGAGACCUGAACGAAGAUGGUGUGACAUCCUAAAAAAAAGAGCCUCUAUCACUUCAUCAUCCGCACUUUUUCAAUCCGCGGGAUGGAUGCACAUGUAUUUUUGCUGCAAGAAGUUGCCGAUCUCUUGGGACGAGCACCUGAUAUUUUUCACCUCUGGAAUCCCAUCGACUAGAUCAUCCGUGCACGUCGCUCAGCAUGACGCGGUGCCGGUGCGGCAAUUUCUGCACUUGCAUCGGUACCUGCAACUCUGGAGGGUCCGGGGCCUGAGAGUGGAGGUCUCCAGGGUCGCGGUCCGAGGCGGAUGUUGGGAUCUCAGACUUUGCCAGGUUGAUCUCCUUCGAAGGAAAGCUGGGUGGACUGGGUCGGAUUGAGUUUCCAAGUGUGAUAGGCCAAAGACCGUUUGCCGACGCAUGGGGUGGGUUUCGCUUAUUUGGGUCAAUCGAAUGUAUAUGCCAGGAAGGGUUUCAAACGGUUGCUAUUGCACGCAAAUGUGUCCGGCAUCCUUGCCUUUUAGAACAAUUUGUCUCUUUCUUUCUCCCUCUUAGAAAUGCUUUGACCCACAAGGUUUUGUUCUCGCUAUCCUUGGGGCACCCUCGGCGAUGAAACGACUGCCCUUUACCUCUGCGCGUUGCGGACACCCCACCAGUCCUGUGACUCACCCGAUCGGGAUUGGUCACAGAAAGAACCAGGUGAGUCCCCCUGUGGAGUCUCAAGGAAAAAGGCAGCAAACUGGGUCUCAAGGACGCUACUGGUAGCUCCUGGCAUUGCUAGCAACAAGAAGCUACUAAGUAACGAAGGGCAUCGCUACUAGUAGCAAGGGCAUCGUUGGAGGGUCUCCCACCGAUGGACGGGAUUCCACGGAACCGUCGCCGCCGGAGCGAGGUGCACUGGAUAGGACCCGAGAACCUGGACCGAGCUGGGCUCCGGGUGACCGGAAUGGAUACCUACGCCAUCGUGGCGUCAGUCCUGCUACAGGUGAUCACCGGGUUCCACAGUUCGGUGGAGGAGCCCGAUGAGACCGACGAGCGUUUGAAAUACCCGAACUUGCACAGGCUGAUGUAUGAAGGGCAGAUGAUUUUUGCGUCCAUCUCUGUGGUCUGCAGCACCUACACCAUGGUCAUGUUCCUGUUGUGCAAGAUCUACUCAGUGAUGGCGCUGGGCCUGUACAAGGACGUGUCCUAUGAUCUCUUUCAAGCAGCCACGGGAAGGUUCCGGCUCCGGGCGUUCUGGAGCUUGAUUAUUGCCAUGCAUAGCUUCUUGGUCGCCUUUGCGAUGAACCUCUUCACGCGCAUCAAGGGGAACAGAGGCCUCAUGUUCUUCUUCGUGGGGAUGCUGGGCAUCAUCCCAGUGGUCUAUGAUUGGCAAAUCAUCUACCAGAUUGCAGAGAAGUACGUCUACGCCUGAAAAAAAUAAUGCAACAUUUAUGUCGCGUGGGCGACGCUGGCUAUUGUGAGCCUGGAUUCGCUGGAAUCAGCAGAGGAA
Molecule: messenger RNA, 1784 nt
Organism: Durusdinium trenchii
Lineage: Eukaryota; Dinophyceae; Suessiales; Symbiodiniaceae
Source: the annotation of a GenBank genome assembly